This is a messenger RNA of Stomoxys calcitrans (stable fly), 1226 nucleotides long. Its product is annotated as pancreatic lipase-related protein 3. The transcript has 2 exons. Gene Ontology annotation, molecular function: lipase activity. NCBI's taxonomy places the organism in Eukaryota, Metazoa, Arthropoda, Insecta, Diptera, Muscidae. The coding region runs from base 199 to 1176 and encodes 325 amino acids. The record is from RefSeq and is a predicted model, not a curated record.
UUUUUUACUCAUAAAUAAAUCAAAUGAACAAAACGUAGGAAAUCUUAAUUAAGACUGCAAUUUAGUGAAGCGCCCGGCUAGUGAUAAUCUUAUCGGGUCUCAGCAACAUGCUCACCAGCAUUGUAAAUAAGGCACCAGAGAGUCAUCAACCAAGGUAGGCCGUUAAUUAGAAGACAGUAUUUGUACAACAGUUAAACCAUGCGCUUCACUUUGGGAGUACUAUCGGUGGUAAUUUUACUACUGACUGUGACAGAGUCACGGGCCAAUGUCGCUAUGGGAAAGGAACUCGCAAAGGAUCAGCAUGUGAGGGACUCGGUGAAAUUUUAUGUUUACACUAGACAAAAUCGAGAUGUGCCGCAAUCACUGGAGGCGAAUGUGGAGUCGGUGGUGAGGAAUGUUAUCGAUACCACCAAACCUACCACCCUCUUCAUUCCCCAUAUGCAAAGUGACUUUGGCAGCGAUGAAUGUAAUGUCAUUAAGGAUGCCAAACUACAAUUGGAGGAUGGCAAUGUUAUUGUAGUGGACUAUAGCGAAUCAAUCACCAACUCUGGGGAUUUUGAAAGCAUUGUUUCUUUAAUGCCACACAUCGCAGAGGCCAUUGGUGAGUUGGUGAUGCUUUUGAAGCACAACUUCGAUUUCAGUCUUGAGCAUUUGCAUGUGGUGGGCUUUAGUUUGGGGGGACACAUUAGUGGCAUUACCGCUCAAUAUCUCCACCAGAGUUUGGGCGAACGAAUCCCACGCAUUACAGCUUUGGAUCCCGCAGGAAUUUAUUUUACUGCCAACACACCAUCGGAUCAACGUCUAUCCUCAGAUGAUGCAGAAUUUGUUGAGGUUGUGCACACAAAUGCCGGCCAACAGGGGUUUCUCUCAACCUGCGGCCAUGUGGACUACUAUCCGAAUGGUGGCACAUUGCAGCCGGGUUGCGAUGAAAAGGAUAUGGCAUGCUCCCAUGAAAGGGCUUACCAGCUUAUACCAGAAAUGUGGUUGCCUUUGGAGAAUCACGAGCUAUUGAUUUUAAAGUGUCCUUCGCUGGAUUAUUUGGGUAUGGACUAUUGUCGUUGGCUGAGCAACAAAAUGGGAGAUUUGCAGCAACGUCCCAAGGACGGUGUCUAUUAUGUGGAAACCAAUUCGGUAAAACCUUAUGGCAAAGGAGCAUUUUUGGUGGAAUUUUUUUAAAAAAACCUAUUAAAAGGAAUUGUCCUUUCCCAAAAAAAAAAAAAAAAAUA